This is a messenger RNA of Ceratosolen solmsi marchali, 2829 nucleotides long. Its product is annotated as Larval serum protein 2. Bases 1 to 2670 code for a protein of 889 amino acids. The record is from RefSeq and is a predicted model, not a curated record. Lineage: Eukaryota; Metazoa; Arthropoda; Insecta; Hymenoptera; Agaonidae. The transcript has 7 exons.
AUGAUAUCAAGCUCCAAUCAAGAUCUUUUAAGGAAGCAACAGAAUAUAAUAGACUUAUUGGAGAAUAUCUAUGGCGAAUUACCAAAUACUGUUCUAAAAGAUGUUGGAACCUCUUACGAAUUCGAAUCACAAUUACAAAACUAUGAAAAUCCAUCGCUAGUGAAAUAUUACGCGAGCCUUAUUAAAAAUGGCCAAACCCAGCCAAAAGGGACACCAUUCGCCGCGUCAGUCAGUCAACUGCGUAAAGAAGUUGCUAUACUGACGCAAAUAUUUUUAGGUGCUAAGGACUAUCGAACUUUCUUAAACACUGCUGCAUGGGCCCGUAUCAACGUAAACGAAGACCAAUUUGUUACGGCUUUCUCCAGUGCCGUCCUUCAGCUUCCAUAUAUGAACGGUGUUAUUCUACCGCCGGUAUAUGAAGUCUAUCCACAAUAUUUCUUUGAUGCGAGAAUUAUUCAAAACGUAUACAAUCACGUGAGCAAUUAUAAUUCCGAAGCUUCGGAGGCGAAGGACCAAUCAGGUGUGUACGAUAUUAACGUCAAUUACACGUCGAAUACCCCAUACGGAGAAAAUCAAAUCGCUUACUUUACCGAUGACAUUGGCUUAAGUGCUUACUAUUACUAUGUCCAAUUAGCCAGUUACAUGUUGCCACAAGAUUAUAGUGCAUCGAAUAAUAAACAAGGCAUUUUCCAAGGAGAAGGCCGCAAUACAGUUGGACACGGUGCUCAUUAUUAUUACAUCCACCAACAAUUACUCGCUCGUUAUAAUCUUGAACGCCUUGGGCAAGGACUCAGCCCCAUUGGCGAACUCGACUCUUACUACGAACACAUUGAAACGCCGUACAAACCAAACCUUCGCUAUAGCAAUGGUGUUAAUUUACCCGAACGCAACGAACACAUCGUCAUUACGCCGAAACAUAAGAACUACAAUCUCGUACGAUUAGUUUCCUCUUUAGAGCAAAGAAUACUCGAUGCCAUUAAUCUUGGACAAGUUGUUACCUCCCAAGGAAAUUAUAUAUCCCUGUACCAGCCUCAAGGCUUGAACAUUCUUGGAGAGCUCAUCGAGGGAACAGGUCGAAGUAUCAAUCCAAGAUAUUACGGAAGUUUCCAAACCAUUUCCAGACAACUAUUUGGCAACGCGCCCCAAUUUAACAAUAUUUACGAAUACAGUCCGUCGGCCCUUGAAUUGGGACAAACUGCUGUCCGAGAUCCAGUCUUUUACCAGCUGUACAAUAAGAUUGUUCAACUAUUCCACUAUUACCAAGAGGCCUUGCCCGCCUAUCAAUACAACGAUGUUGUCGUCCCAGGCGUUAAUAUUCAAAAGAUCGACAUGAGUGAUCUCGUUACGUACUUCAGCAAUUAUGAUGUUAGCCUUGAUAAUGCUGUGCCACAAACAUUGCCACAUAAGAGUACAGAGAGUCAAUCCCCAUCCAAAUACACUGCUCACCUUAAGAGACUCGACCAUAAGCAAUACCAAUACUCCAUCUACGUUAAUUCCCAGAAUGUCAUACCAGGCGCAGUCGUUCGCGUUUACAUGGGACCCAAGUAUAAUUAUGCUGGACAACCGAUUGACGUUUCCGCAGACCGUCACUACUUUUACGAACUCGACCAAUUCUUCUACGAUCUUGCCGAAGGACAGAACGUCAUUGUGAGAAAUUCUCAGGAAGCCACUGGACAGAGCUUCGAUUUCCCUUCCUUCCAACAAAUUAAAAACCAAAUUUACAGUGCCGUGCGCUCGGAAAGUCCAUACUACGUCAACUAUGCAGAACAACUUUAUGGAUUCCCAGCGAGAUUAAGCUUACCCAAAGGUUCAAAAUCCGGAUUCCCCCUGCAAUUAUUGGUCAUUAUAAGUUCCGGAAAUCAAGUUAAACAGCAAGCGGAAUUUUAUGGCCCAGUUGUCGAAGAGGAAUUUAUGACUUAUCAGCCACAACAUUAUCAAAUUGUUGAACGUGGAGAGUACCAAGGAAACGUAAGAAACCAAGACAGAAAUAGUAAUGUUUACCAGACUACUGAAGUGAUACCAGAAUUUGAAGGACCGAUUCUCUCAAAAGGAAACUCGUACAGUGAUUACUUAUACAAGAAAUAUCCUGGCAGCUACAAUUACCAACACGGUCAACAAACGUAUACCAACGUAGCGGCACCAAAUCAACAACAAGGUUACAAUGGUUAUCGUAGUGGCGACAAAGGCAUAAACUACGAACGCGCUGUUAAUAGCUACGAACAACAUUCUCAGGAUGAUACUGACGACUAUUACUCAAACCAAGGUGCUUCCUACAAUCAGGGACAAAGUUCCUCUUAUGGUAUUGGCCAAGGACAAGCCGAAUACCCAACUGGUAAAGUUCAGCGCUUCCAGCCAUUUAGGUCUACAGAGUCUAGCCAAAAUCAAGGUGGUUAUCAAAGCCGAGGAACGGUAGAUAACAGCAGGAGCGGACGCACAACCACGUACUCACCCAACACUUAUCAGAACAACAAGGGCCACGAACAAUAUUAUCGCAAUUAUUACCAAAAUAAUUACAUAGGCAACAUUAUUGGUGGCGCUGUAUCUCUGGAUGGAAGACCCCUUGGCUACCCAUUGGACAAACAACUGGCUUACAGUGCAUUUGACGCUCAAAAUAUAUACAUACAAGAUGUUGUUGUCUACCACAACGAUGAAUACUUACCUCAGAACUAAAAAAGCCUACAGAUUAACUCAAUUACAUUGUAAAGUAUUUAUGUUCGCGUAAUGCUUAAGAGAUAAGCCCUUUGACGUUCAAAUGCUUCGAAAAUUCUAAUCGAAUGAGCAUUCUUGAAACAUUGCUCACUUCAUUCAGCCAUGUAAGAAUAAAGAAUU